Ananas comosus (pineapple) is the source of this 7095-nucleotide messenger RNA. RefSeq lists its product as uncharacterized. The transcript has 17 exons. Gene Ontology annotation, cellular component: integrator complex. Gene Ontology annotation, biological process: snRNA 3'-end processing. The coding region runs from base 629 to 4354 and encodes 1241 amino acids. The record is from RefSeq and is a predicted model, not a curated record. Lineage: Eukaryota; Viridiplantae; Streptophyta; Magnoliopsida; Poales; Bromeliaceae.
GAGGGGUUCACUGCAAAAUAGUAUUUAAAGAGUGGGCCUGGCGGGCUAGUAUCCGGCAGUAGUUAGGCCUCUCGCUGGGCCUUCCCGGUCCAAAACACUGGUUAUCAGGCAAGCGGGAGUCGGUUCCUCCCUUCUCCGCACUAUCCGCAACCCGGCGGGGCUUGGGUCCGCGUUUUACGCCCGAUCCGGUAAUCCGACCGCCCGCUACCCGCUAUCGAAUUCCCUCUUCCUCCGCUCUAUUCCUCCGCUCUCCAGAUUCUGCAUAGUCCUGCGCCCAUCUACCUCGAUCCUCCCUCUUCUCCUUCCGAGCACCCAGGAUGCCCUAGCUCCGCCGCUCCGCCGGAGUUCCAGCCGAGCGCUCUCACGCCGCCGGCGUUCCCCCAAGCUCGCACCUUCCUCAACCUGCUGCGGCCCUUAUUUCAGUUUACUAUGCAAAGUUAACACUUUUACUUACCUCCUCUGUUAUCUACUACUUCUACUCUACUCCAGGUCGUUACAUAUAGAAGCCUCACUCGCUUCUUCCUCGAGCUGAUGGAUAAGAUAACAGCGGCGUGCGCCAUGGAGUGGAGCAUCGACCUCGAGAAGGGCCUCCGCUCCAACAAGCCUGAUUGGAAUUUCGGCACUUAUUAUGGCUCGGAACACCAUUGCUGUCAGCAUGUCUGGCCUUGAAAAUUUGGCUGAUUUCUUCCAUCACUUGAGCUCAGAAUGUUUUAAGUGCUUGCGCCAACGCAUUGCAGCUAUAGAACAGAUCAGCCAUAGAAUUCGAGAGCUGAGCAUAGAAUCGAACAUCACAAAAGCAGUGUCAGAUAUGUACGGUUUGGUACCAGGGGAGGACAGAUUGUUCUCCAACACGAUCCUUCUCAGACUUGCAGACGCAUUUAGGCGCGGGGACAAUCACAUGAGAAGAUGUAUCCUGAAGGUUUUCCUGGGGGAGUUGAGGCACCUGAGCAAGAAGGGCAAAAUGUAUAAUGGUAUUCUGGCAAAGCACAGAGUGCCUAAUUACGUAGAACUGCUUAGGAGAGUAAAAGUGGUUUUUGACACAGGUGAUCAGCAAGCUAAAUCAUUGGCUUUGCGCUUGUUUGGUUGCUGGGCGGAUCUAGCUAAAGACAGCGCGCAAAUUCGCUAUGUGAUAUUGUUGAGCUUGCAGUCGUCCCAUGUAUCGGAGGUUAUGGCCGCUUUAUUUGCUGCUGGUUGCUUUUGUUUAUUGGCGGAGGAUUUCUCAUGCAUCAUCCUGGAAGUUUCGAUAAAUCUUAUUUGCUCGUCGGGCAUAUCGGCUAUUGUGAAGCGGGCAGCUAUCCGUAGUUUAUCUAUGAUGCAAUGCACGCUAUCUAUUAUUUCUAGCACUUACAAGGCUGGAAAAAGACUCGUUCUCAGUUCAAUGGAAGAUGACUUUAAAGCCGAAAUGCUAUUGACACUAUCAAAAUUGGCUUCCAAGUCAACCAUAUUAAUUGCUGAACAGGUCGACUUACUCUUAUCAUUUCUAAAGCAUGAAUCUACAGCUCUUCUGAAGGCUAGAGCCUUAAAAUGUUUAGGCAUUCUAUUUAGCAGAUAUGCAUGUCAUUUUCCAAUCAACACAGAUGUAUUAGGCAUAUUACACAAUGUAAUAGAGGAUAGUGAUCUUACGCUGAACUUCCAGUGUGAGGCUUUACGGAUUUUGCGGCAGAUAUUUGGUGUCAUACCAUCAAGUCUGUCUUCUAUAAGUGUGCCUGAUUUAUCGAAGCUUGUUCUGAACGUGGAGGGUGCAGCACUUUCUGCUUCUGGUGUAAAGAGAAGUCUUGCUUUUCACCUUCUUGUUGAUAUCUUGUGCUGCCUGAGGAGGGCAAUGGAAGAGCAUUCCCAUGCCUCUCCUGAAGAAAAGUUGCCUUCGGUUUGCUCUCAGUUCCAAGAUGAUCCAGAAGCUAUAUUAUUGACUUAUGGCGAAAAUGAGCUACCACCUUCUGCCAAUAGAGCUACUACCCUAAUUAUGGAUUACCUCAUAUCCCUAGCCAAGCAAGUUAUGAGUAAAACCAAUCAGAACAUGCUGUUUACAGUAUUCGAUGGUGAUCUGAAGCAAGAAUAUAAUACCUCACUCAGUCUUAUUUUGCGCCUUGCUGAAGAUUAUCCCUCUUCUUUACUUGUAGCUCUGGAUAAAAUAAGAUGCAUCAUUCAAACUCUGGGUAAUGUGGAUGACAAUGUCAACACCGAGUGUAUUGGUACCUAUAGUAGCAUAUCUAAGAAAGAUUCAGUUGUCAAGAAACCAAAUCCUGAUAAUUCAAACUUUCCAUGUGAUUCUCUCUGUAAGGAACUGGAUGCUAAGAAACCGAAUCUUGUAUUUGCCGCUGGAGAAUAUCAUGGUGAGUCACGAAUUCUUGUUGUUUCAGAGCUAAUGUUAACUUUAUGCAAAUUUUCAAAUGCUAGUCUCAAUAAACUUAAUGAUUUUGGACAACAUUAUUGCUAUAUUUAUCUUGUCGUGAAGCAUUUAGUUGAGUGCAUAAAAGAGAGUGCACCUCGUUAUUAUGAUACAUAUGAAAUCUUUUGCUUGUGCAUGUAUUCUCAUCUUGCGUCUAACAGAUGCAAAGUUAUUAGUGAGAAGGAAAAGGAUCUAAGACUUGCUCCCUGCAACCUUGAGGCACAUGAGGGAGUUACGAAACCAAGAUACUUCAUUCCUUCUGCUUGGGCUGUCCAAGAGCGAAGGGCUCUCGGUUUUGCUAAAAAGAUGAUAAGAGAAAGGAAUUACUGGACAGCUUAUCGGGUUGGAAAGUAUUCUUUUUCUAAAGGUCUGUGGUUUGCAGCAACUUUUGUCUUCAGGAAAUUGAUACAUGCUGUAAAGUCAAGCUCCUUCAGCUGCUGGUUGACAUCUUUGAUGCUUCUGGCUGGUGGUGAAAGUGAAAUCAAAUUACUUCUAUUUCCCAAAAUAGGCAUAGAGCUGAUUAGUGAGUUGCAGGCGGAGGGAAUAUGUGAAAAAGAGAUUAAUGUUACUGAAAUAGAUAUGGAGUAUCUUAGUGGCACGAGAGUUGAUAUCUGUUAUUGUGAAGGAAAGCUUGGUAAGAUAUGCAAUAGAAUAUGGUCAUCAGAGGAAACUUUGGCUUUAACUGGACCUUCAGAUGGUCUUUUUUAUUUCCAAAGAUGGUUCAUUUGUCUUAGAGCUGAGUUUCUUGAGAUCGUGGUGGGAAUAUUUGGAUUCUUGAGUUCACACUCUUUUGCCAUGGAAGUCCUCAAUAAGGAGGUUGGAAAUGAAAAUAUUCAUUUUGCAGCAACAACGGAGAAUAUGAAGACUCUGCUACUUGGUUUGACUAACAAGUCCUUAAGACUAAAUCAGUUAGCGAAGAACUAUGAUCUUCUUGCUACAUCGUUUCUGGAUAUUGACCACCAAAGUUUUAGAAGCAUCUGUAGGCUAGCUUUCAAUUGCUCGAUGCUGGCAUUUUGCACUGCUUUUGCCAUGGAUUUUUCAAUUUCACAUGCUGACAAAAAUAUCAUGCCCUGCAGCUUUAGAGAUCAGGUUUCUUAUACUCCUGUUGUUCAAGAUUUGUUUAUGAGACUGGGGGGCGCAGGCAGCAAGAUUACCGCUCAAUUUGAGCAGUUUAUGUCUUUCCUUACAGAUAAGAUUGAUCUCUUCCGGUCCAGAACACAACUCAAUUGUGCCAAUUACUUGGAUAGGGAUUAUUUAUUGAUUUUUCAGUUUGCUCUACAAGGAUUGCUUUGUAUUAGAAGAGAUGCAAAAGGUGUAAUAGACAAAGGGGAACUGCAGUCUCUUGUUAAUAGAGGGCUGCAACUUAUGUAUGACAUUCUGCAGAAGUUGAUGGAACUACCUUUCCAGCUUCCUAGAUACUACUUUAGGACAAGGCAUUGCAUUGGUGCCGAGCUAUUCAUAUUCGGUGCAGAUUCUGGAAACAAAGACAAAAUAAUAACACCACCUGGUUUCCAGUUAUCGCUAAAUCUCUGCAUUCAGUUAAAGAACAUGUUAGCAAGAACUUCAGCUCAGCUCGCUAAGCUGUACUGCAUUCUUGCUGCAAGGGUAUCUUCUCGCUUACCCUUAGGAAAAGGGGAAGCUGAAAAUACGUGGGAGUUUCGUCCUCGCAAGAUUAACGAAAUGGUACAAUUAAAUGCCAUACUGUUGCAGUACCUUAAAGAAGAUGCUGGAAAAGCCAAUGAGAUAAACAUUGUGAAUGGAGAUGAGGAUUUGGUGACAGCUUGUGUGUGUUUUGAACCAAAUGAGAGAGGGCCGGGAUUCUCAAUUUACUUGCUGAAUGUUUCUGCGUUUCCUGAAGGUUCAUAUCAGAUCAACUGGCAUAGCUGUUGUAUUGACACAAAUGGCUCGCACUGGAGCUUGCUUCCCCUUAAUGCUGGGGUGUCUUUUUCUGUUAAAAGGCUUUGAUUAUGGAUGUCUGCAAAAUGGUUUAAAUUUGUGGAUCUAAAAUGUAUGCCCCUUAGUCCCUUACUCUUUUGAUUAGUCACAGGACUUGAAGCUUUUGAAAAGGUAUUGGCCUUAUGUGGUCCUGUGGAAAGCGAUAUAGCAGAUUUAAUUAUUAUCAGAACAUAGACUUGGCGUAAUCUCCUCUUGACAAUUGCCUGAUCACGUUUUCAGUAUAGAACAAGUGGCAUAGAGCAACAGGCUUGGCCUUGGAAUGGAGCUGGAAUCAAUGUUGGCUUGUGUGGAAGCCUUGUGAUGGUUUUGCUGAACAUGAGCUUCGUCUUUGUAACUUGUAAACUGCUUAACUAGUUUGGAUAAGAGAGCCUUCUUAGAAAUGAAGCACAAGUAGUUUUCGAAGAUUUUAUAAACUUUGUAUUCCUUGAUCCUAUUCCUUUUUUGAUCUUGCUUUUUGAAAAGCUUCUAAUGGAGAAGCAGGAGCUAGGUAUUUGGCAAGCAAAAGUUGGGUCUUUUCAAGAAGCUGACCUUUUAGAUCCCUUUUCCUGAGAAGAGGAGCAUAAUGAGAAGUUUGCUACGGUUGCUUUGUGACCUCAUGAUCCUUCCGUCUCGUCAUUCUUGGCAAACAUGAUAGAGUUCCUAAUUUAGAGAAUGAUUCUAAAAAAGCUGCGGAAAUAUCUCCAGGAGCGUAUUCUCAACUGUUUGAAAGAGUUCAAGGCUAAACAACAUAUCACAAUGCAGAUAGUUGGACUGCUCUUUGUGAGUAGUUAAUUUUGAAGCUGCAGCGAAUAACUGCUUCUCUGCCUCAUAUAGGUUCGAGAUUCUGAGCAUACUUUGUAAAUCUUAGUUGUCUUGGUCUGUGUGGCACCUAACCUAAUAUGGUUAUGUGUCCGAUACGACGUUGAUGAAUCAGAUCUGGUAGCAAAGAAAUCCAGAGGAUGUUGAUAGCAGAAGUCAUUAAAAUUGUUUUUGAGACGAGAUAUCAGGCUUUGAUGUACACAAAAGGAAUGUGGAAACAUGAUGGGGCCUAUUGCCUAUUGCUGGUUACUGGUUGCCAUUUCCAACAGGGAAUAAAGAGGUCUCUCAUUGAAUCAUUUGAUGGUCUUUUCAAGUUAUUCUGACCGUGCGAUACAUUUUAUGGAACUUCCUGGAGAAAUACCAAACAGUGAAUUAAAUUCUUUAUUAAACAAAGAAGAGCGAAACAUUUUGAUUGGCUUUCCAGAGCUGGAAUUUACCAUGAAGACUUGAACUUUGGUGCCCAGCAUAGGGCCUAUUAUACUACUCAAAGUUCGGCGAACUCGAUGAAGCUAUUAAUCCCAGAUCCUUUGUAGUAUCUGAAAGUGAAUACCAUUUCCUGCUAAUUGGUGUCAAGGUUAAGCUGGGAACAACCAUCACUUGAUGCCAAAGUUUGAGUACUAUGGUCAUAUCUUCUUGAGUACAUAAGUGGUUUAUGACAAUCGAAGUAAGGGGCUUAUCCUCAGAGGUACAAGAGCUAGGAGAGGCUAGCUUAUCAGUGGUUUAGAGGUUGCAAACAGAAUCAGCCAAGGUCGUCAAGGAACUUACAUUUGACCAUACAUUAGAGUCGUCCAAAAGAAUCAUUUAAUUGUCUAGUGAUGCCACUGCUGGAUUGUUUCUAUGCUUAUUGUUCAAUAUAAAAAUAUUUAAAUACCGUUCUCUAUAAGCUUAAGAUUUUAAAGUAUAACGGUUGUUUCAAAUGGUAUCAUAGCAGAGGUUCUAAGUUUUAGCCAUGUCAGGCUCCUAGCUUUAUUAAUUUCUUCCUAUUUAAUUCAAGUCCACGUCACGGGUCGACGAAAAGUCUUGAGCCCAAACGUGAGGGAGAGUGUUAAAUAUAAAAAUAUUUAAACAUUGUUCUCUAUAAACUUAAGCUUUUAGAGUAUAUAAAUUCUAUCUUCCAGGUUUGUUUCCAUUUGCAUGCUGUUUUUUCGUAAUUUAAUCUUUCUUCAUUUAUCUGCUUAAGGAUGUCGUUUUAUUGAGGUCAUCCAUCCAUUAGGUGUCUGUCCAUGAUGAGGGCCGAUGCAUGUGGCAAGUGUUCCUGGAUACGAAGGAAUAUGCAUCUGUUCUAUCCCAUUCGCAAGAGGGACUAAGUAUAUUUGGUGCAGGAUGCUCUUAGGACUUUCUUAUUAAGAAAGCUCGAUAAGCUCAUGAAGGGUGAUAAAUCCCAAAUCACAAUGAUCUCCACAUGGCCCACAAAACUAUACUUGGACAAGAUUAAUCACCUUUUGUUAGAAGAUGACAUGAGCAAGAUAGCUAAUACAUUGUCAGAUCAGAGAGUACCAAUCAAUUGUAAAAGAAUUUUGAGCUUUUCUUAGUGAUAGCAAGGAUGUAUUGGAUGAGGCAACAAUAGUGAGGUCACCUGAGAGGUGCAAUCAUGUUCAAAUGCAUUGCAGAGAGUGGUAGUUGUUUGUUUUACUGUUGGUGUAUUAGUCUGAUCUAGCAUUGAUUUAGUUUAUCUUUACUUACCAGCUACAAACAAGGCGGUUAAAUCUCUAACAGUAGGUUGAAGUUACAAACUUUUAGAAAGCUUAGCUUUGAUCUGCCGGAGGCUGCAAGGACUAUUAAGGGUUUGGUGAGGCAAUGAGAGGUGGGCUGCCGUGGCCGGUCCUGUACUUCUUACUUACGUGCUUUAUAAACCUUUUUUUUUGUCCUUUUUUCUCACCUUGAGGUCUAGCUGUCUCACACCUUAUAGCUAAGCUUAUUUUCUUAGUGAAUGAAGUGGGUAAUUUAUUGUU